AUGGCCACCCCCACUAUUUACCAUUAUCUCGACAUUGGCAGACUAGGCCGCGGAGAGGUCGUGAACCUAUUUUUAAAGGAUGCGGGGUUGGACUACAAAGACAUUCGCUACCCUUACGACAACACCUGGGCAGAGACCAGCAAAAAGCUGCGUGAGAGUGGACUUACUAGGACCGGUCAACUACCUACCCUUGAAUAUGGCGGUUCUGUAAUCACCCAGCACAUUCCAAUCCUGCGUUAUCUUUCGCGCGAUCUCGGCGCUUACGAUGGUGACACCAACUGGGAGAAAUACCUGGUUGAUGCGGUGGCAGAUAUCUACAUUGACUGGAGGUCUCAAUGGGUAGCCAACUUGAAAGGAGCAACCGAGUCCUACAAGAAGGAGUGUGCACCCAACUACUAUGAUCUCGUCGCUCAGUAUUACUCCGAUGUCGAGGGACCUUACCUCCUUGGUGAUAAGAUCACCUAUGCCGAUUUUGCUGUUUAUCAGUCUAUUGACAACGAUAUAAGAACGGGUACCAUUCCGGAUACUCUUCCUCCAGCUCUUGCUAAAUUUGUGGAGGCCUUUGAAGCGCGGCCAAAUAUUUCUGCGUACAUUGAGCAGACCCGGCACGCGAAAGCAUAGAUUGUGUGUUAUUCUCUCU
This is a messenger RNA of Penicillium crustosum, 640 nucleotides long. Its product is annotated as glutathione S-transferase. The coding region runs from base 1 to 621 and encodes 206 amino acids. The record is from RefSeq and is a predicted model, not a curated record. Gene Ontology annotation, molecular function: glutathione transferase activity. NCBI's taxonomy places the organism in Eukaryota, Fungi, Ascomycota, Eurotiomycetes, Eurotiales, Aspergillaceae. The transcript has 5 exons. Gene Ontology annotation, biological process: glutathione metabolic process.